GUAGUUCGGUCCUCCGGACGCACCGUUCGUGUACUGAUGCUGUUUGUGUUUGACAGGAGCGAGGAGCCGAACGAGAGGCCCUGCACACUGGAACAAUGCCCUUCCUUCAUUCAGAGGACAGUAACAUGGAAAUGAGUUAAGAAUGGAAUGUUUUCAGUUUGGAUCAGAUAAAAUGGGAAAGCCAAGACUUUUUCGCAUCUUCCUGAUUCUCGGCUCCCUUUUCAUGAUCCUGCUGAUAAUCAUAUAUUGGGAUGAUGUUGGAGCCACGCAUUUUUACUUGCACACCACAAUAUCUGGACCUCAGUCUUCUCGACUUCCUCCUGAAUCUCUUUCCAGCCUCAGACACAAAGCAGAUGAUGAUAAAGGGAACGUCUUCUUGUCAGACAUUGAUGCUUUCAUUAACCAGUUUUUGGAGGGCACUACAGAGCCCGUUGAACAAAGGAGGGAGGAGGGACCCACCUCUCAGAACCAGUCUGGUGAGGUGGGGAAAGCAGAGGAAAAGUAUGUGCCGAGACGUGAGUGGAAGAUCCACCUCACUCCCAUUGCAGCAGAGCUGAGGCAAAGGCAAGAGGAUCGGAAGAAGAUGGUGCAUGACUUUUGCAGUAGUGACAGCACACUGGACUUCCCUGGCAAAAACAGGACUUUUGAUGACAUCCCAAAUAAGGAGUUAGACCACCUGAUUGUGGAUGAUCGCCAUGGCAUCAUUUACUGCUACGUGCCCAAGGUGGCCUGCACUAACUGGAAGCGUGUCAUGAUUGUGCUGAGUGAGAGCCUCCUGAUAGAUGGUGUUCCAUACCAGGACCCUAUGGAUGUUCCUCAGCAGCACAUCCAUAAUGCCAGUCUCCACUUCACCUUCAACAAGUUUUGGAAGCGCUACGGUAAGUUCUCUCGUCACUUGAUGAAAGUCAAGCUGAAGAAGUAUACUAAGUUCCUGUUUGUCAGAGACCCAUUUGUCCGGCUCAUUUCAGCCUACCGGAACAAGUUUGAGCAGGAGAACGAGGAUUUCUACCGCCAGUUUGCCGUUGUCAUGCUAAAACGCUAUGGCAAUUACUCGGACCCCCCUACAUCAGUUGUUGAUGCCUUUUCUGCUGGGAUCCGUCCAUCCUUCUCAAACUUCAUUCAGUACUUGCUUGACCCUCAGACAGAGAAGGAGAUGCCAUUCAAUGAACACUGGCGCCAAGUGUAUCGUUUAUGUCAUCCUUGCCAAAUUAACUAUGAUUUUGUUGGCAAGUUGGAGACCCUGGAUGAGGAUGCUGAGCACCUCCUGCGGAUUCUCCGCGUUGACAACAUCGUCCAGUUUCCUGCAAGCAAUCGUAACAGAACAGUAAGCAGCUGGGAGUGGGACUGGUUCGCCAGCAUCCCGCACAAGUGGCGGCAGGAGCUGUACAGGCUAUAUGAAGCGGACUUCAAGCUGUUUGGCUACCCGAAACCUGAAAAACUAUUACACAAGUAGUAUCUUUGCCUCUUAAGAUGUUAUUUUCCUAAAAGAUCUUAGCCAAGGGAAAGUCAUUUUUUUCCAGAAGAAAAGGAACACAAAAAAAACACAUUUCACUUUAAUUGGUAUUUUAGACAGUCGUUUUGGUAUUUUGACUAUUUAUUCAGUAAUGUGCUACCCUCGUGCUGGUUUUCUAUGGGGUACAGUGCAAUUAAAGUUGAAUUAUAGCAGUUUUUUUAAAUUAAAUAUGACCUGCAGUUGUCAGAUUAAUUCAUGUUGCAAGAGUGGGUAGGGAGUUUUGAGUAUGUACUGAGGAGGAAGGUGGCAUUGGGUAUUUUUACCAGAGUAAAUGGAUAAAUAUUCAAAAGAAUUCUAAAUUGCAUAAAACAUUUUUAUCCAGUAAAGGUGUUUUGUUAAUUCUCACCAAUAUAAUUCAUUUUAAGUUGUAGGGUCAGAAGGAGUCAUUAACAUGUCUUUGUUAAAAUGAUAUGCAAUAUUUUCAUUACAAAGGGAAUUAAAAAAAAAAAAAAAA
Molecule: messenger RNA, 1967 nt
Organism: Scleropages formosus (Asian bonytongue)
Lineage: Eukaryota; Metazoa; Chordata; Actinopteri; Osteoglossiformes; Osteoglossidae
Gene: chst12a
Product: carbohydrate (chondroitin 4) sulfotransferase 12a
Exons: 2
Coding region: 143-1453 (436 amino acids)
Biological process (GO): proteoglycan biosynthetic process; carbohydrate biosynthetic process
Cellular component (GO): membrane
Molecular function (GO): sulfotransferase activity
Source: RefSeq, a predicted model, not a curated record